Penicillium salamii is the source of this 3357-nucleotide messenger RNA. Lineage: Eukaryota; Fungi; Ascomycota; Eurotiomycetes; Eurotiales; Aspergillaceae. The record is from the annotation of a GenBank genome assembly.
AUGGCCGUUUUCACCGCACCAAAGCUAAGUCUCGGAGCGAAAGGUGAUGAUAGAAUCCGGACAUUACCAGACCUGAUUGAUUUCCACGGAAAGCACAACCCGCAACAUUUGUUCUGUUUUCAAGGAACGAAGGAGCUUGGCUUCGUACCAGUGAGCUAUAAGAGGCUGCAGCGUGCCAUCGUACGCUGUCAGGACGUGCUCAGAAGAGCAAAUCCCGGGCUUCACCCGCCAAAUUUGGAUGCAGAUGGUCGGGUGAAGAAAUGCAGUCCAGUUGCGUUAUUGAUGGAGAGCCAUGUCGGGCUGGCGAUAUAUGUACUCGCGUGUAUGGGGAUGGGUGUGCCAGUCAUGCUCCUGUCGGCGCGGCUGAGUUCGUCUGCUGUUUGUCAUCUUCUCCAAGAAACACAUGCAAGCUUCGUGGUGGCCUCUCCGCGAUUGCAGACUCUUGUUCCUCGAGAUACGAAGCAGUCUAGUGACACAGAUGGGGUUGAUUCUGGCAAAGAUGCCAUAGUAAGGGUCUGUGUCGCGUCUGAGUGGGAAUCGCUUCUGGUAGAGGAAAGCGCAGAGGAGGAAAAUCAACCUCUGUUUGCGGCGCAAGAGACACACUUCGUUAGCCGAAACGAUCGACAGGUCAUCAUUCUCCAUUCAUCGGGGACAUCGGGGCUGCCCAAACCAAUACCCUGCUCGCAUGAAUAUUUCUUGGGUUACGCGACGUGUCACAAUUUUGCCUCAGGUAGCCAGGCAGCACUCACUCUCUCAACUCUGCCGUUGUUUCACGGAUUUGGCUUCGUGGCGAUCUGUCUUUCCCUUGGCGUGGGAAAGACAGUAUGUAUCCCUCCACCAUCGAGGGUGCCAAACGGCAGACUAGUUAUUGAGCUCUUGCGAACAUCUGGUGCCAGUGCUUUAUUGACUGUGCCAUCUGUUUUGGAGGAACUCGAAAGUUUGUCUAACAAUGAAGGACUUGAAGCUCUGGCAAAACUGGAUUUUGUUGGUUUCGGCGGCGGCAUGCCCAAGGAGUUGGUUGGAAGCAGACUGGAGGCAGCUGGUGUGAGACUAGUUGCCCAAUACGGUGCCACUGAGACUGGUCCGAUGUCGCCUUUCUUCAUCCCAGAUAAUGGACACAACUGGAGACGAUUGAGAUUGCGACAUGAUAUACUCGAGCCCCUUGAAGUCAAACUUCAUCCUUACAAUACAGAACCGGACCUCCCCAAUACUCAGCUUUUCAGCUACAAGCUGAGCAUGAGGCCAUUUGGCUGGGACCAACGUUUUGAAUUACAGGACGUUAUCGUGGCCACCACGGAAUACUCACAGGGAAACGAUAUGUCAAAGCUAGAGUGGUGGGUUGCCGGCCGUACUGAUGACCUGAUCUGCCUAGCGACCGGUGAGAAGGUAAGGCCUACAAUCUUGGAGUCUCUUCUGAAGCAGCAUCACAAAGUGAGACAUGCAGUUGCUUUUGGGGACAACCAAUUUGAGCUGGGCGUCAUAAUCGAGCCCGCUGAGAUGAUGAGGAUUGAGGAAGUUGAAAAGCUCAAGACGGAAGUUUGGCCUGUAAUUGAAGAAGCUGGCAGACUGAUGGAUGCCCAUGCGAAAAUCACUUCCCCAGCGGCCAUGUUGAUUGUACCUCCCUGCAAUCUGCCGAGAUCAGACAAAGGGACCGUGCUGCGCAAAGCAGUGGCAACACAAUAUGCAGCAGAGAUCGCAGCUGUGUACCGUAACCUGGAGGUGAUCGCAGCGCCAUCGCUUGACCUCUCCUCGCCAGAUUCGAGUAUUUGCGCAAUCGUUGCAGGGAUCACAGGAUGGCAGGCAGAGAGUCAGGACGAUCUGUUUACCCUAGGGAUGGAUAGUCUCCAGGCGACGAAGCUCCGCAGACUGUUGAAGGGGUCAGUGCAGGCGACACAUUUGAAAUUCGGCUCCAGUGCAAAACACAUUAUCCCGUCCGCAGAUAUUUCUGAGGACUUCGUGUAUCGACACCCAUCUAUUAGCCGCAUAUCGGAUGCGCUUCACCCUAGCAACUCUGCGACUGAAAAGCCUGUUUGUGCGACUCACCUGUUCAAGCAAUUAGUGGACAAAUACACCGACAGACACAGCCAACCGGAGGGCUUCAACAUUGCUAUCUCCCGUCGGGUUGCCGAAUCAUACUUGGUUGCACGAGUCUCAAGACUAUUUCUACUUUUUGUCACCUGUUAUUACGGCUCAAUUAUAUCAAAGUACCUUUUACGCAUACCGAGUCACCGCCAACACAGAGGGGCAGUCGUGGUACUUACAGGCACAACGGGAAGCCUGGGAUCAUUUUUAUUGGCACAGCUCCUUCCUAAUAAUUCUAUCAGCCGGGUCAUUUGUCUCAACAGGCCUGGCAAGGACAGCGCCCUUCAAACCCAAAAAGCCGCCUUACACGCUCGGAAGAUCUCAGUUGUAGAUGAUCAUUGGUCUAAAGUCGACACACGUCAGACUGAUACAUCAGCUGAAUGGUUGGGACUUGGAAAAGAUGGUUAUUAUGAUCUUGUGUCGAAGGUGACGCACAUUGUGCACGUUGCGUGGCCAAUGAACUUCAAAAUGGGGAUCCAGUCCUACGAGGCUUCGUUCAAGACACUACAGAACAUGCUCAAUCUGGCACGCAUAUGCAGCUCUCAAUCAGACACCAAAAAGUGCAGGUUACUCUUCAUAUCUUCCAUCUCCACUGUUGGAAACCAUUCAAGCGCCUCUGGAGACAAACUGGUCCCAGAAGUCAUUCCAAAUGAUCCGAAUGCCACUCUUAAUUUGGGAUAUGCCAGAGCCAAACUCGUAUGUGAGAAGAUGGUUCAACAUGCUGCGAGUGAGUAUCCUGAGAUUGAGGCUGGAGUGGUACGCGUCGGGCAGAUUGCUGGAGCCAGUAAUGGCUAUUGGAAUGCGAAUGAACACUUUGUUGCAAUGUGUGCUUCUUCUCAGAAAGUGGGGAAGUUCCCUGAUCUACAUGGAACUUUGUCCUGGCUACCGGUAGAUUCUGCUGCACGGGCUGUCGGCGAAAUUCUCCUCCAAGACAAAAAACUCGAGUUGGUCUAUCAUCUUGAAAACCCAGUUCGGCAGAGUUGGAGACAUGUUGUCGCCCUUUUGUCUAGAGAAUUAGACAUACCAAGUUCUUCCGUCAUUCCUCUUGACCAGUGGUUGACCCAUAUCUCGUCUGUCUCUGGGCCCGAGAACCCCGCCGCGAGUCUCAUUGACUUUUUGAAAGAAGAUUUUCUUAAGAUGUCGUGCGGUUCUGUGGUUCUCGACACCAGCGCUUCGCGUAAUGCCAGUCAAACUCUCGCCUUUAUGGGCCCCGUGGAAGAUGACUCUAUUCAAGCAUAUGUCAGGUACUGGAAGAGCAUUAACCUCCUUCGGUAG